This is a messenger RNA of Photinus pyralis (common eastern firefly), 2504 nucleotides long. RefSeq names its product transcriptional activator protein Pur-alpha (gene Pur-alpha). Gene Ontology annotation, biological process: regulation of transcription by RNA polymerase II. Lineage: Eukaryota; Metazoa; Arthropoda; Insecta; Coleoptera; Lampyridae. The coding region runs from base 72 to 962 and encodes 296 amino acids. Gene Ontology annotation, cellular component: nucleus. Gene Ontology annotation, molecular function: purine-rich negative regulatory element binding; RNA polymerase II transcription regulatory region sequence-specific DNA binding; DNA-binding transcription factor activity, RNA polymerase II-specific. The record is from RefSeq and is a predicted model, not a curated record. The transcript is spliced from 6 exons.
CGUGAUUCUCGAUCGGUCGGGAACUUUUAACUUUUCCCCCAACAGUUGUGGGUCCGUGAGUGGUGGUUGCGAUGUCGGAUUUAGGAAGUGGAGAUGAGGGGUCGAGUUCACAAAAAUACCACCCAGGGAUGGAGCAGGGCAGUGCUGAAUACGACCCAGGUCAGCAGGGACCCGUCGAGCAAGAGCUGGCGACGAAAAUGUUGCAAAUCCAAAGUAAACGUUUCUAUUUGGACGUGAAGCAGAAUCGGCGAGGUAGAUUUAUUAAAGUAGCCGAGAUCGGAGCCGACGGCCGCCGCUCGCAAAUAUUCCUAGCCCUAUCGACGGCAGCCGAAUUUAGAGACCACCUGUCCACGUUUAGCGACUUUUACUCAUCCUUAGGUCCGCCGAAUCCGGAAAACGUGCCCGAGGACGGCAAGCUGCGUAGCGAAAUGAUGGUAAAGGACAACCGACGGUACUACCUGGACCUGAAGGAGAACUCUCGCGGGCGCUUCCUGCGCGUCUCGCAGACGAUAACGCGCGGCGGCCCGCGUUCGCAGGUCGCGAUACCCGCGCAGGGUAUGAUCGAAUUUCGUGACGCGCUCACGGAUUUACUGGACGAAUUUAGUGCCGACGAGCACGCGUACAAACCGGAUCUUCCAGAGGGUAGGCACGUUCACGUUGAUAAUAAGAACUUUUACUUCGAUAUCGGUCAGAAUAAUCGUGGCGUUUAUAUGCGUAUCUCGGAAGUGAAGACCAACAUUCGGACCGCGAUCACGAUUCCGGAGAAGAGCUGGCCGCGCUUUCGCGACAUACUCGCCGAUUACUGUGACAAGAUCAAACCCGGUAGCAGUGGAGCUGGUUCUGUCGCUGCUACUGCCGAUCAGUCGCAUACAAUGGGUAAUAGCAACUCUACCCAGCAACAUUUACAAGAUACCUCAGGCGGCGGAGGCGGAGGCGGUGGGGGUAGUUCUAGCAUGAAAUGAGGCUGGCAACUUCUUUAGGCUGUCUCUAGGUCAUAUUAAACUAAUUGUAUGAAUAAGAAGAAAUUGUCGCCGCGGCUCCCGCUCCUCGACGCACUGUUUUUGGCAAAUAAAAAAAACGGAAGGCGGCGUGGAUCGACCGGAGCCGCAGGCGCAGCCCAGGUCUUGUUUUGGUCGAUUGGUUUCUGUGCAGUGUUCUAAACACUAUAAAUGUUAGAUGAUGAUAUAUUCUAUAUUCUAUGUUACAAGUUACUAAAUUAUUUAUUAUUAUUAUUAUUAUAGUAAUUGUAUUUGUGACCUGACAGAUUGUGUCACGCGGGCGUAGAUUCGACAAGUACACCAUAUAUUAACUAACAUUCUUACAAAACGUAUGUGAUUACAUCUCAUUAAAUUAUUUUUCUAAGUUACAAUGUUAAUCUCGAAAUUUUUAUAUUGUGAACUUACUGUGAAGGGGGAAGGCGGGGUCGAGACCCCGCCUUCCUUCGCGUUCAAUCUUUAUUAAUUCUCAAACGUUAUUUGUUAAUUUAGAUUUUUAUUUUUUUAGUCCUAGUCAACGAUGAUCUUAACGGAGACGCGCGCGCACGCGCGUUACUUUCCCAGUCUUAAGCCGCGUGCGCGCGCGCGCCUCGUACAGCUUUUAGUGAGUAAUUAAUGUUGCAAAAAAAAACCAUUUUCGGUGAGAGUUUUUAAAUUUCUCUGUACGCUGGACAUUUUUGAGUACACGCACUAGUUUAAUGUUCCGGUUUCCGACGUGAUGCGAAGCGCAACUCUAAAAAAAAAACCCGUUGGAAACCCGUCGCGGUUUGCGUUACUGCAUCGCCAUAUUAUUUAUGAACAAAAAAAAAGCAAAGCUCGUGUUCUGCAGUAACGGAAACCACCUAGAAUUUUAUUAUUUUAGAUCGGAUUCGUCCGCCGUACGCUUCGUUAGGACUCGUACGCCGGAUGAAUGUCGGGGGUGAUCGCGAUCGCCCUAAUUCGCGCGCCCCCCUCCCCCCCUUAGAUAAGGUGAUGUGUUCUUUAACGAUUCAUAGAUGUCGUAAGUACAUAGGUAUGCUUCAUUGAGCUGGACACGAGGAGUUUUUGCUCACGUUUGUGGUUUAUCAAAACGCAUGCGUGACUAUGUUAAGUGCUCACACUGUGAUAUAUAAUAUUUAAAAUUAUAAUCAAAUCGGAGAUGAGUUGCGUCAAUUGGAAUUUGGAUACGGAACAUACGACUGAACGGUGCGUUGAUAUCGAUUUUGAUAAGUUCGACAAAUGUGCGGUCAAAAAUGUAGCCGAGUGCUGGCUGUUUGUCAUCAUCGUCAUAAUUGUGGUACUGCCAUUUUGAAAUGAGUACGCGUAAAUUGGUCCGUCUCAAAAAGUAUAUAAUUAAAAAAAAAAAGAAAACCGAUGGUUGAUAUGUAUUACGAUAGUUGGUAACAUUCACCACCACAAGUCCUCACUGUUGCGCUUCUAACGCGCCUUCAAUACACUGUCAUUAUUUAUAUUGAAAUGUUAUUUUAAACAUUCAGUUACAAAAAAUUAAAUUAUUUAUAAAAACUUGAA